CUCGCCCUCUUCUUCCAUAUCUCCUACUACCUCUCUUUUCUUUACCAUUCUCUCCGUUGACGUUCUUGUUUCUUUACCCUUUCUUGUUUUCUUGAUCAUUAAUUCUUUCUUGUUUUUCUUGUUUCUUGAUACUUGAUUCUUGAUUUCUUGAUUCUUACUUGAUGGCGGAAAAGCAAUCACCCUUGAACGGGGCCUAUUAUGGGCCAGCAAUCCCACCACCAAAUAAUUACCACCGUCCGGGGCGUAGGUCGGGCUGUGGAUGCGGCUGCUGUCUCUUAAGUUGCCUUUUCAAAAUCCUAAUCACCUUAGUGAUAAUCGUUGGCCUCGCCGUCUUCAUUUUCUGGCUUGUAGUUCGCCCGAACAAACUCAAAUUCCAUGUCACAGAUGCUGUACUUUCCGAAUUCAACUACACCAACACCAAUACUCUCCAAUACAACUUAACCACAACGAUCUCAAUCCGAAACCCAAAUAAGAAAAUUGGAAUUUACUAUGACAGAAUUGAGGCGAGAGCCUAUUAUGAAGACCAAAGAUUCGGUUCUCAUAUAUUGUCACCAUUUUAUCAAGGGCACAAGAACACGAGCAUUAUUACCCCAUCAUUUCAAGGACAGAGGAUAGUAUUGCUUUCUGGUGAAGAGCUGACUCAGUUUAAUCAAGAAAAAACUAGUGGAAUCUAUAGUAUAUACGUGAAGCUUUAUUUGAGGAUUAGGUUCAAGAUUGGUAAGGUCAAGACUGGAAAGUUUAAGCCAAAAAUUGAGUGUGAUUUGAAGAUUCCUUUGAACAGUGCAGAUGGUAGAUUGGCUUCUGGUGCUGAGACUGCUACUAAAUGUGAUUUGGAUUAUUAGUAGAGUUCUUUUUGCUCUUCUUCUUCAUGUUCUUGAUCGAGUCUUUCAUCGGUUUUUCUUGA
Messenger RNA from Jatropha curcas, 904 nucleotides. RefSeq names its product Late embryogenesis abundant (LEA) hydroxyproline-rich glycoprotein family (gene YLS9). Lineage: Eukaryota; Viridiplantae; Streptophyta; Magnoliopsida; Malpighiales; Euphorbiaceae. Gene Ontology annotation, biological process: defense response to other organism. Gene Ontology annotation, cellular component: plasma membrane; plasmodesma. The record is from RefSeq and is a predicted model, not a curated record.